CCUGGAAGCCCUUCUGUGGAAGACACCCCCAGAGACUCCAGGAAGAGAGCAUAAAACAGGUGCAGGAGGACCCCCUCAUGGAGUCCCAAGGCCAGCAGCCCCUGCAAGAGCUCCCCGUGGAGGAGCCCCAGCCUGCACACUCAGGCCUGGAGCAGGUUCCUAGCACGCAUGUUUACGUGGGCCACCUGAACCCCCAGUUCUCAGUGCCGGUGCUCGCCUGUCUGCUCCGAGACACCCUGGAGCGGCUGGGGGUGCCGGUGGCGCGGGAGCACAUCGAGGUGGUGAGGCGGCCACGGAAGGCCCACGCCCUGGUGCGAGUGGCCACCCACGCAGAUUCCCUGGCCUCCCUCCCCUGGCGCCUUCAAAGAGCCUUGGAGGAGCACCAGAUCAUCAAGGAGCUGGUGGCCCGCGGGAAGGAGCUGGUGUUGGGAGUGGGCCCCCGGCCCACAGACCACAGAGAGGAGGAAGACAGUGGCCAGAGCCCUGGCCCCAGCCCCGGCCUGAGUCGGAGCCCGGGCUCCGGCCUCCCACAGGCUGGGAGCACCAAUGCCCCGCCUGCCCAGGUCCCAGGGAGGCCUAGCUCCCAGUACCGACCCAGGGGCACGCGCUCGGACAGUGCCAUCAUGCAUCAGGAGAUCCAGGGACAGGAGCGGCUUUUCCAGGGCGCCUUCCUGGGCAGCGAGACCCGCAACGUGGAGUUCAAGAGGGGCGGCGGCGAGUACCUGAGCCUGACCUUCAAGCACCACCUGCGGCGCUAUGUGUGUGCCUUCCUCAACGGUGAGGGCGGCAGUCUGCUGGUGGGCGUCGAUGACAGCGGGCUGGUGCAGGGUGUCCACUGCAGCCACCGCGAAGAGGACCGCGUGCGCCUGCUGGUGGACUCCAUCCUGCAGGGCUUCAAGCCCCAGGUCUUCCCCGACGCCUACACGCUCACCUUCAUCCCCGUGGUCAGCGCCAACGCCAGCAGCACGCCCCUCAAGGUGAUCCGCCUGAGCGUGCACGCCCCCAGGGCCCAGGCAGAGCCGCAGCUCUAUGAGACAGACCAGGGAGAGGUGUUCCUGCGGCGGGACGGCAGCGUCCAGGGCCCGCUGACCGUCCACGACAUCCAGGAGUGGUGCAGACAGAAGUGGGCAGCGGAGCAGAGCAAGCUGGAGCAGAGGGUGAAGGCGUUGACGGUGGAGAAGGAGCAGCUCCAGCGGCAGCUGCAGCAGCGCAGCCCCUCCUCCUGCACCUGCUGCCUCCUCUGAGGCCCCACGGGCCAGGGAGGGCAGGGGUGAAGCUGCCGCUCUCCCUGGGAGAUGCUGCGAUUUCCACUUGGAGCCAAAGUCCUCCAAUAAGCCCACUUGGCUGCUCAGAGCACCAGGCACCCUCACUCCUUCAGGAGCACUGCACACACACAGGCUGGUCCCCACGUGGCUUCAAUCCUGAGCAGACCCCGGGCUGGGUAGCUAAGAAAUUGCUUCUAGCGUGAUCUCCAAGGAAUCUUACCUUCAGAAAGAACCUGUAAAAACCUGGCCAGAGCUGUACUAGGGCUGAGCUAGAAGGGACCGUCCCUGUCCCUACUAUGCUCAUCUUGCCAGGCCAGGGUCUAUUGACUCCAGUUGGUUAGAUGAGGCCAGAAAGGAAUCUGUGGUCUUGGGAAAUCCCCCUGCAGACAGCAAGGCACAUCGCUAACGGUAGUUACAGGGCAAACAGGCUACCUUGCAGCCCCCACCCGUGGCAUGCUGGAAAUUGUGAUUCUUGUAGCUUUUCAAUAAACUACAGGAACCUGGGGCAGGAAUGAUUAUUUCUAGGACACCUGGCCAGCCAGCUGGAUGCAGCUGGGCUAUGAGUCCCGUACCCAGUUCUGUCCAGGAGAUCAAGCGAGCCCUGGGUUCUUACCACCCAGAGAUGAGGGGGAAGGAGCCCAGAUGGGCAGGUUCCAGCCCAGCUCCGCCGUAAUGACUGGGUACCUUGGGGUAGAGUGCUACCUCUUUGCAGCUACAGUGCACUUGGUCACCAUCAGGCUUGUGUCGUGUCUCUCCAGCACAUAACAGCUCCUGCCCAAAAAGGGCCUGACUUCCAUUCCAAGUACCCUCUGGCCACUGGAGCAGUCCCGCUCAGCCAUUUCCCUGCCACCAUCUCCACCAACAGAGCCAGAGACACUAGAAAGGCAGCAUCUCAAUCAGGACAGGCCUGGGCUCCCCACUACAUUGAGAGCAAAAGCCCACACCAUG
Messenger RNA from Phyllostomus discolor (pale spear-nosed bat), 2213 nucleotides. It is a transcript of the gene SLFNL1, whose product is annotated as schlafen like 1. The transcript has 4 exons. The record is from RefSeq and is a predicted model, not a curated record. The coding region runs from base 78 to 1244 and encodes 388 amino acids. Lineage: Eukaryota; Metazoa; Chordata; Mammalia; Chiroptera; Phyllostomidae.